GUGUUUCCUUUAUAAUAUCCACCAUCUCUUAUAUCUUUAGACAAACUUUCCUUCCUUCUAUAUUUCUUCUAUUCAUCCGUAUAUAUUUCUCAGUCAUGGGCUCCUUAGACGCGCAAAUCCACGGCAAAUUCAAUCUCUUCGUCAUCGAUGCGGGGGUUGACGACGCAGACGCUUGGCAGAGGCCCUACCUCACAACACCAUUAUUCAGGAAAUUCGUCAACAGAUCAUUCCCACUGAUUGACAUCCGUCCCAAUAUCUCAUCUCCAGGAUACAACCCCGCCGAUCUACUAAAGAGCCACGGCUUCGGGGUUCUCGACCAAAAAUCCGCGCUCUUCGACCCCUCCAACGCCCACCUAAGCAUAGACGAUGAGGAACUCCUCCAUGAAACAUACUACCCCGAGAUCUGCGACCUCUUGACCAAGACCACCGGUGCAAAGCACAUCUUCGUAACCCACAGCUUCGUCCGCAAAAGCCGGCCCCGCGGCAUCACCAGGCCCAACCCGCCCAACAUCGCCCGCCGCGCCGGAUCAAACAACCAUGCUGACGCCAACUUCCGGGGCACCGUAAACCACCACGAUAAUGCCACCAAUGUGCCGAAGCAUAUCCCCGCCGGCGCUGGGGUUGGUCCUGCCCGUCUCCCGCAUCUUGACUACACGCCUCUCAGCGCGCGUCGGUGCAUCCGCUUUUACCGGCAGGAUAUUGAGCAGCAGGCGCGCGAGAGCGGGGUAAUCGACGCUGAAGACGGGAUUUGUGCGGACUUACCAUUCCCAGCCACCAGCGCCGAGGCCAAUUCCGUGAUCGCGGAGCGGUAUAACCGCGGCGAAUUGGGGCCGAGAUAUGCAGCGUAUAGCGUCUGGCGGCCGCUGAGAACGGUGCAGCGGGAUCCGUUGUGUAUUGCGCCGCGACAAACGAAUACAGGAGAGCUGGUAGAGUAUCCUUAUGAUCUCCGGGUUCCAGGAAAUGCGGGUUUGGGAGGGGAUUUUUUGAGGGAGGUGGCGCUGCUGGGUGUGCAGGGGGAAGAUGUUGGGGUGGGGAGUGCAGUUGAUGCGGGGGCGUUGAACUGGUAUUAUGUGUCGAAGCAAACGAGAGAGGAGGUGCUUGUUAUCAAAUUUUUUGAUAGUUCCGCGUUGGGUCGGGGUGAGGAAGAGGCGGAGGCGCCGUGGCAUGGGAGUCCGGAUAUUGGGGAUGUGUGUGGGGAGGAGGCGAGGGAGAGUAUUGAGGUGAGGGUUAUCGCGUUUUGGUGAGGGGUGAAGUGAUGCCGGUGUUUUGUUGACUUGGUUUUGAAGAGGUCUUGGAAGCAUAAAAUCGAAAUAACUAUACUAGACAUUUCGUUUAUAGAUGUGUAAAUGAAGUACCGAUCGAUAUUCGACAAUGCCCACGCAGCAGGUAUAAAAAUCAUAAUAAUGAAUAUAGCUUCAUUGUUUGUUUGGAG
Pseudogymnoascus verrucosus is the source of this 1432-nucleotide messenger RNA. RefSeq lists its product as uncharacterized. NCBI's taxonomy places the organism in Eukaryota, Fungi, Ascomycota, Leotiomycetes, Thelebolales, Thelebolaceae. The coding region runs from base 96 to 1244 and encodes 382 amino acids. The record is from RefSeq and is a predicted model, not a curated record. The transcript has a single exon. Gene Ontology annotation, molecular function: oxidoreductase activity.